Molecule: messenger RNA, 1974 nt
Organism: Spea bombifrons (plains spadefoot toad)
Lineage: Eukaryota; Metazoa; Chordata; Amphibia; Anura; Pelobatidae
Gene: NUDCD1
Product: NudC domain containing 1
Exons: 10
Coding region: 78-1832 (584 amino acids)
Source: RefSeq, a predicted model, not a curated record
UGUUUACUUUUGGGCCGGUGACAAGUAACUACCAUUAGCUAAGUUUCCAGGUGAGGGAAGAGCUAACCACGGAGACCAUGGAAGCCGCUAAUUGUUCACUGAGGGUUAACAGACUGUUACUAGAUCCAAAGUUCGAGAGCUACAAGCUGUCCCUGGACCCACUGCCCUGUUACACCGUGGAGCUGGAUGCUGCUGUAGCAGAAGUAAAGCUUCGAGAUGACCAGUAUACCCUGGAUCACAUGCGUGCGUUUGGCAUGUACAACUAUCUCCACUGUAAUCCGUGGUCCCCAGAUAGCGUGUUCUACAUAGAUCAGCUCGGAAGGGUUAUGAACUUCUCCGUUACCCUGGACACUGCCUUGGGAAAACCUACAGAGGUCUUCAGGUUUCCUAGUGAUUUGAGUGCCUUUGAUGAUCGAUUGUGUUCUUCUCUGCAUUUUGCCUCUGAGACGUGGGUGACGCUUUCUGAUGGAACGGGGACAUUGUAUAUCAUACAGAUUGGAAAACAUGGGGACUCUGCAACUGGAAGAUGGGAAAUCAUGUUUAAUCAGGAUCUUGGAGGUCGCUUUGUGGUGGUCCACAGCAUCUCCUACAUUCAGGAUGACGUGAACGUUAUUGACGUCCUUCUGCUUUCUGUUGAGAAAGAUGACGCUGACAGCGAAGGAAGUGGUUUCUAUGUUUCCCUGGACUGGAUUUCUGUUUCACAGGGAAAAAGUGGAGGGGACAAUAAAUAUGAAAUAUUAAGGCGUAGAAAGCUUCGUGGAAAGUCUGUUCCUCAUUAUGCAGCUAUUGAACCAGGUGGAACUGGUCUGAUGAUUAUCUCUUACAAGCCCUUCAAAUUCAUUGUGGACCAGGAAAAUCAACUCGAAGGGUCUGAAGAAGAGAAAAUGGAAGAAGAUGACAAAAAAGAACCACUUUAUCACUGGCAGCAGACCGGCGAUGAUGUGACCCUCACCUUCCAGCUCCCUGAAGGUUUGAACAAAGAAGAUAUCAAGGUUGCUUUUUCUUCGGAUCAUAUUACUAUCUGUUUAAAAGAGGACACGUUUCUGAAAGGACAACUCUACUCCAUUAUUGACCAUGACGGCAGUGUUUGGAUUAUAAAGGAUAACCGGAGCGUAGAGGUGACACUGCUGAAGCGGGAUGCGGGAUGUAUGUGGCCAGAAGUAAUUGUAGGCGAUAAACAAGGAGAAUAUGUUGCCGAUCCUGCACAAUGUGCCGCCAUAGCUGAGCAGCUAAUGCAUCUAACAUCGGAUGAAAUGAAUCCAAAUCCAGAUGUGGAUAAACCUCCCUGUAAUGCCCAGGAAUUGGAGGAAUGUGACAUGCUCUUUGAUGACAGCACUAGUCUGUAUAGACUGGAUGGCGACAGCUUCAAGGCUACUCAUGUGGUGAAUCUUGGAAGCAAUCAAUACCUGUUCUCAGUGGUAGCCACACCUGAACUUAUGCCCUGCUUCUCCUUGAGACACGAUGUAGAUGCCCUGUUGUGGCAGCCGGUUUCUGCGCAGGACAGUAAUCUGUGGGAACACGCAGCAACUUUCAACGCCCUUGGAUAUGUUCAAGCUUCAAAGCGAGAUAAGAAGUUUUUCACAUGCGCGGCGGAUCACUCUUAUGCAGCUCUCUGUGAAUGCGUACGCAGAAUAUUCAUCUAUCGUCAGCCGACUCCAGUAGCCACCGUACUGUAUAACAGGAAGGAGGGAAGACAUGUAGGCCAGGUUGCUAAGCAACAAGUUGCAAGUCUGGAAACCACUGACCCCAUCUUGGGCUUUCAGGCUUCCAACGAAAGGUUAUUUGCUCUAACCACCAAGAAACUGUUUGUUCUACGAGUAAAUACCGUUUAAUUAGCUUAAACCUGAAAGGAAGUGGUUAGUGCCAAUAUUCACUGCUUAUUAGCCUUUGAUGUCCGGCGUGAUUACAGAUGUAUGUUCAAUUUUUUUUAAAAAAAAGAUAUUCUACUUGUAUGCUAAUAAAAUAUAGACCAAA